Ipomoea triloba (trilobed morning glory) is the source of this 2049-nucleotide messenger RNA. Its product is annotated as myosin-8-like. Gene Ontology annotation, biological process: carbohydrate metabolic process. Gene Ontology annotation, molecular function: calcium ion binding; alpha-amylase activity. The record is from RefSeq and is a predicted model, not a curated record. Lineage: Eukaryota; Viridiplantae; Streptophyta; Magnoliopsida; Solanales; Convolvulaceae.
UAUUUUGAGCUCAUUCAGCUCUUCUUCCAAUUUCUGGCUAGGAAAGCCCUUGCUGAGGCUCGAGCCAGACAAGAAGCUGUUGAGAAGGAGAGAGAUCGUUUGCUCAAAGAGUUGGCUCGAUCUGAGGCUAAACAGAGGGAUUAUGUAGAUGCUAUUAGGCAUGAUAAGGAGAUGGCCAUUUCAGAACUUGAGGCAGCGAAGUCCAUGUUUAAUCAGAAACUAGAGCAGUCUGUAGAGGAGAGGUUCAACUUGGAGUCUAAGCUGGUCCUUGCAAAACAAGAUGCCAUUGAGCUUGCAUGGCAAGUUGAGAAGUUGGCAGAGAUUGCUUUCCAGCAGGCAACCUCUCACAUUUUAGAAGAUGUACAGCUGAGAGUUUCAGCUGCUGAAACAUCUGCUGCUGAGGCAGCUUAUCAGAUUGAGGAACAAAUACGGAAUGCUACAGAAGGUACCAUAUUUUCUAUCGUCCAGCAGUCUAAAGAUGCCUUAGAGAAGGCUCUGGCUGUGGCAGAAUCAGCUGGUGACCAUACAAGAAAAGCCAUGUCAGCGUUUACAGAUGACAUGAGUUCUGUUGAACAUAUCACAUCUAUCCAGUCUCAAAAUGUUAAGUUACAAACUGUUGUUAAUGAUUUGGAAUCUCAGUUAUUGAUAUGUAAAAAUGAGGUUGAAAGGCUAAAAUUAGACUUUGAAACGGUGAGCCAACGUGCAGUUGCACUUGAAAACCAGGCAAACGAUGCUGAGAAAGCACUGCAUGCAUUUCAGGAAUCAAGUAGAACAACAGCCAUACAGCAGGAGCAGGAAAUCAACUCCUUAUUGGAAACAGCCAUACAGCAGGAGCAGGAAAUCAACUCCUUAUUGGAGAAAAUGAAAAAGGAAACUGCAGAAAAAAAGAGAGCAGCUUCAAAGGCCUUUAAAAAUGAACUCGAGAGUAUUAAGGCUGCUAUUGAAGCAGCAAAAGAAACAUCUCGUUCCCAAGAGGAAGCCUACAUGCGAAGAUGUGAUGCAUUGCAGAGAUCAUUGAAAGCAUCUGAAGCUGCUUCAAAGAUGUGGAGGCAAAGAGCAGAACUGGCUGAAGCUUUGUUAUUGAAUAAGACUUUGUCUGAAGGAGAGGAUGAGGAUGCUAUUUUUGUUGGUAGUGGUGGAAGGAUCAACUUACUGGUGGAUAAUGAUUCCAGAAGAGAUAUACCUGUCUGGAUGGCACGAAGGAUAAACUCCAUCUGUCCCAAGUUUCCACCUAGGAAGACAAAUAUAUCAGAAGUUAUGGCUUCAAGGUUUAAAUCUCUGCAAUUGCCUAAACCUGAUGAAGUAUGGUCAAUUGCCCAAGAAAAGCCAAAGGAAGGAGACAUACUCAUUGAACAUGUGAUUGAAAAAGAAGUCAUUGAGAAGAAAAGAAAAUCUUUGGAACGUGCUCUUCAAAGGAAGACGAUUAAAUGGCAAAGAACUCCAGAAGAAACAAAAUUAGAACCAGGAACAGGUACUGGACGUGAGAUAGUGGGUCAUUGGCCCUUUCCACGAGAUAAGCUCACUCAAGGAUAUGCAUAUAUAUUGACCCACCCUGGAACACCUGUGGUGUUCUAUGAUCAUUUCUAUGAUUUUGGAAUCCGGGACAUCAUAACUGAGUUAAUUGAGGCACGGAGGCGAGGUGGAAUCCAUUGUCGAAGCCCUGUGAAGAUUCUUCACGCAAACAAUGAUGGGUAUGUUGCCCAGGUUGGAGAUUCUGUGGUGAUGAAGCUUGGCCAUUUUGAUUGGAACCCUUCAAAGGAAGUUUACCUAGAUGGGACAUGGCAGAAGUUUGUUGACAAGGGCUCAGAUUAUCAGGUGUGGCUGAGGCAAUAAUAAUACUACAAAACCAACAGUUAGAGAGUACAGAGACAUGUUUUCUCCUCCCCCCAAUAAGGCAAUAAUGUUGCUACUUCCCAAUCUACUGCAACUUCAAAUUGUUGAUAAAUAUAUCCUAUUCAAUAUUUUAUUAAAAUAAGACAAAAUUUAAACUUAUCGUACUUUUGACUUAUCAUCACUUCGUUAUAUAUCAUUUGUAUGUUGUUAGCAUCA